AUGCACGCAGAGGCCGAUCACAAAAACGAGAAAGACAUCGCCGGCGGGGUCUUGACCACCGACGAGAAGGCCAUACCUGCCUACGAUAAAGAGUCGAGCACAGACGAAUUCGAUGACGGAUUCGAGUAUCCCACUGCAGAAGAGGUUGGAACCUUGAGACAUGUUCCAUACUCUCUGCCCCCUCGCUUGUUCCUUGUCUGCAUCAUUGAGUUGUCCGAGCGAUUUUGCUAUUACGGCGUCAGCGGCACCUUUAACAACUAUAUCGCGAAUCCCUACGCUGGUGGGCCUCCCUGGAACGGAGAAGAUGAGGUCCCAGGCGCAAUUGGAAGAGGAACCGCAUUUGCUUCGGGAUUGCAAAACUAUUGGCAAUUUUGGUGCUAUGUCACACCCAUCAUCGGAGCCAUAGUGGCCGACCAGUACUUGGGAAGGUACAAAACCAUCAUUCUCUUCUCGCUGUUCUAUAUUGCCGGACUCAUCAUCUUAUUUAUCACCUCUCUCCCCUUCGCCAUCAACAAUGGCGCUGCGCUUGGAGGUUUGGCUGCUGCUAUGACAAUCGCAGGGUUAGGUACUGGUGGCAUCAAAUCCAACGUUUCUCCCCUCAUUGCCGAACAGAUGACGGAGACCAGGAUGAAAAUCAAAACCCUCGCAUCAGGCGAACGCGUUAUUCAAUCUCCUAGUGUCACCUUCCAGCGCAUCUACAUGAUCUUCUAUUGGUGCAUCAAUGUAGGGUCACUUUCCUUGGUUGGUACCGUCUUCAUGGAGAAAUAUAAGGGCUUCUGGACAGUCAAUCUUCUCGGUCUACUAGGGUUCCUUGUUGGGUUUGCUGUCUUGCUCCUGGGUAAGAAAUCUUAUGUGACCCGGCCACCCCAGGGGUCUAUUCUACCCCACGCUUUCAAGGCUAUGUGGAUUGGCUUGAUCAAUGGGCGCAAUAUGGACACGGCAAGACCUUCAUAUCAAGCUGCAAAUGGCCAAAAAUACAAGACCCCAUGGAAUGAGACCUUUGUUGAUGAACUUCGCCGCGCCCUAGUCGCCUGCAGAGUCUUCCUGUUCUACCCAAUCUUUUGGGUGAUCUACAAUCAAAUGAGCUCCAACUUCGUCGCUCAAGCAGCCCAAAUGCAACUGCACGGCAUGCCGAAUGAUGAAAUGCAGAACAUUGACCCGGUCGUCAUCAUUAUCUUCAUUCCCAUCAUGGACAAGAUCGUCUAUCCAUUCUUGCGGAAACGUGGCUUUCCCAUGUACCCCGUUACGCGAAUUACUUGGGGCUUCAUCCUGACAGGAGUCAGCAUGGCAUUUGCAGCCGGAAUUCAACACCAGAUUUAUAUUCGCGCGCCUGGUUAUAAUAUGCCUACUGAGAAUGGCCCUAACGACAUUCAUGUCGCUGUGCAGACGCCUGGUUAUCUCAUUAUCGGUCUGGCUGAAAUCUUCGCCUCCAUUACAGGACUCGAGUAUGCAUUCACCAAAGCCCCUGCGAAUAUGAAGUCAUUCAUCAUGAGCAUGUUCUUGUUCACAAAUGCCUUCGGGUCGGUCUUAGGUAUUGGCGUCAGCGCUGUGGCCGAGGAUCCGAAAUAUGUGUGGUUCUAUACUGGCUUAUGUGUUGCUGAUAUCAUUGCCACGGCACUUUUCUGGUCCGUCAUCAUCCCCUUUGCUGAUAUGAUCUACAGAAAUGCUAAUGGAACAAUCAGGAUUCUUUACUCUCGCUACAAUAAGACUGAAGUCGAGAUGAAUCAGCUUGAGGAUAAGCUUAUCAAACCCAAAGCAGUGACUGAGAUUGAGGGGAAUCAUGACCCUGAAGCGGGUCAUUACUAA
Messenger RNA from Bacidia gigantensis, 1806 nucleotides. RefSeq lists its product as uncharacterized. Gene Ontology annotation, biological process: oligopeptide transport; transmembrane transport. The record is from RefSeq and is a predicted model, not a curated record. NCBI's taxonomy places the organism in Eukaryota, Fungi, Ascomycota, Lecanoromycetes, Lecanorales, Ramalinaceae. Gene Ontology annotation, cellular component: plasma membrane; fungal-type vacuole. The transcript has 4 exons. Gene Ontology annotation, molecular function: dipeptide transmembrane transporter activity; tripeptide transmembrane transporter activity. The coding region runs from base 1 to 1806 and encodes 601 amino acids.